Molecule: messenger RNA, 576 nt
Organism: Emiliania huxleyi CCMP1516
Lineage: Eukaryota; Haptophyta; Isochrysidales; Noelaerhabdaceae
Exons: 3
Source: RefSeq, a predicted model, not a curated record
CGGAGCAACUCACCCGCGGUAUGUAUAUGCCGCUCCGCGCGACCGCAUUCGCCGGCCUCUGCCUCGGUCUCAAGCUCUUUGGCUUGCGCGUUGCCGAGACGGGCUGCUUCGGCCUCCUGCUCGGCAGCGGCCGCUGCCUGUCGCCGCGUGAGGCGAGCCUCGAUGCUGUGUCGCUGCUCUUGCCGGCGGCCGACACGUUCGACGCGGCGACGUUCGUGCUCGCCGGCGAGGUAUUCCUCGUGGUCUUCCUCGGCGCCGUCGAGAUGGGGCUGGUCGAGGCGGUGGCGGAGGUGCCCGCCCAGUGGCUCGCCGCGCAGCACUUCUGGCUGCUCGCGCAGGCGGCUCAGGUGGCAGCCUCGGCCCUAUUUCUCCGCGGACAGCUCGGCGCGACCGCCGGCGCCGUCGGCGCCACCGCCCUUGCGCACGCCAGCCUGGGCUCGCGCUUGGUCGCCCUCGAGCCGCUGUCGCAGAUGCUGCUGGGAGGGCCCGUGUGGCUGCACGCGGGCUGGGCGUGGCCCCUCUCCCUCAUUCACCUCCACAUGGCCCUCAGCGCCGAACCCACUGCCGAGACCGCCG